Messenger RNA from Cephus cinctus (wheat stem sawfly), 4100 nucleotides. It is a transcript of the gene Lerp, whose product is annotated as cation-independent mannose-6-phosphate receptor. The coding region runs from base 506 to 2992 and encodes 828 amino acids. The record is from RefSeq and is a predicted model, not a curated record. Gene Ontology annotation, biological process: lysosomal transport. Gene Ontology annotation, molecular function: D-mannose binding; signaling receptor activity. The transcript is spliced from 17 exons. Lineage: Eukaryota; Metazoa; Arthropoda; Insecta; Hymenoptera; Cephidae.
UGAAAUUUCAUUGAAAUCGAUUUGCACUCAACUAGUUUCACAACAGUUAACAGAAAAUUAACUGGAGAAACUAGCUAAUUAGAUGUCGUCGUUUCUUUAACUUUGUUAAGACCUGGAUCUUAUUGUUAGUGAACAGUUGACAUCCUUGUCUGUCCUGACUUUAGGACUAGUUACUGGCACAUCUCCUCAUUGGAGGAGUCAGCCAUAAGGAAAGGAAGGAAGGGACAUCCUUGUCUGCUAUCAAACAUGUGACCCUGAGACCCGCUCUGUACGAGACAUGUGAAUAUGGUCGAUAUGGCAGUUGAUCGUAGUUAACUCAUAUAGCGACAUUGGUGAGACCGGGUCUAAAUAUCACGUGGCUUCCGCCGGCUAUAUUUCUUCAUACAAUUGAAUAUUUCUAUAAUAUCAGAUCGAGCCUGUUAAUCGAAUGGUUCGAUAACCGAGAUGGUUUAAUCCGUAUUGUAUAUAUCAAAUUCACAAUUGGCUGUAAGAGUAUUAAUUGAAAAUGUCACUUUGGAUAUCUGCUGUGUUGAUGUUAAACUUCAUCGUUUGGAAUGUUAUGGGACUUGAGAAACAAUCUUACUGUGUGAUUCGUGACCAUGAUCAUGAUGUCAAAAUGAAUUUUUCUAUCAUAUCGAACAUGACUGAAGAUCAUGUUAUUCUAGAUGAACAUUCUGGAGAAAAGGUGAGAAUGCAUUUGUGUUCUCCGUUAAAAAAUAAAUGUAAUGGGGCUGAUGGUUACAAUAUUUGCCUCAUAAAGAAUAAUGAAGAGAAAGGAAUAGGCAAAGGACCACCAACAGUAUACAAUGAUAAUGGUAAAAUACAGUUCAAAUUUACUGGUGAUACUUGUAAAGACAAUAUUAGUUAUACCGUUAACAUAUUUAUGAAAUGUGACUAUUCUGCUACGCAUAAUUCAGUCCCAGAGAUGUUUCCACAUCUUAAAGAUGAUUGUGAAUUCUAUAUAAUAUGGAAUACCAAUGAGGCAUGUCAUAAACCUGAAAUAAAACAAAAUUGCAUAGUAAUUGAUCAGUAUAAACGUCAAUAUGACUUAAGUCCUUUGAUGCGUUUGUCAGAUAAUUAUGUAUUUCCCAUAGGAAAUAAUAUGUCUGAAAAAGUUAUAAUGAAUGUCUGUCAUGCAGUCAUUUAUGGAUAUCAAUCAGUUUGUUAUCACGAAUCUGGUGCAUGUUUAGUAACAAUAGAUGAGAACAAAAAAUAUAAAUACAUAAAUUUGGGAAAUGUGAAAAAGGCACCAUUCUUUGAAAAUGGAACGUUAAAAAUUAACUACAAUUCAGGUGACGUAUGUGAAGAGCGAGUUCAGUCUCCUGAAAAGUCAGCAACAUUUACAUUUGUCUGUGAUCCAGAAGCAAUUAAUACAUUACCAAACUACCUAGGUGGUAAAGAAGAAUGUAAUUACAACUUCAUAUGGAAAACUAAAGCUGCGUGCGAUAAUGAAACACUUUUGAACCAUAGCAUUGCUAAAGCUGAACGUUGUACAGCAGUGAAUCCAGUUACAAAUUUUAAAUACAAUUUGACGUCUCUAAUGAAUAAGGAUUUUCGUGUCAAUUCAUCUAACAGUGAGGAAUAUAUAUUCAGGAUAUGUGGAUCACCAUCCUUAUCAGGCAAAAUAUGUCCAGCCGAAAGUGGCAUUUGUCUAACAAAGAAUGGUACAUCUGCGGGUACUGCUAACACUAAUCUACAGUGGCGUAGGGAAGGUCCAUACCUAAACUAUACAGAUGGUGCUCUCUGUGGGAAUGGCCAACGUCGAUAUACGUUAAUUAUAUUCUUAUGUGGUGUUGAGGGAUCAUCUAAUGCAUCUCUGAUCACGGAAGAUGAACCAUGUUCUUUAGUCAUAUACUGGAAGACGGAUUUAGUUUGUAUCAAAUGUGCUACAAGUAACGGUGAAAUUGACUUGACACCUUUGAUACGACCAUUGGAUAAUUACAUUGUAAAAGCACAGGAUACGGAGUUUUAUAUAAACAUUUGUCGUCCUUUGGUAUCUACUCAAGGUUUGAAUUGUCCACAUGGUAGUGCAAUAUGUCAAGCCCUUCGUAAUGCACAGGGUCAGCUAACGAAUGAGACAAACUUAGGUUUUCCGGAAGAGAGUCCUCAAUUGAACGGAAAUGCGACGCAGCAUUAUCCAGGUGGUUCUGAAUGUCCGGAAAAUCAUGCUAAACAGAUUUCUUCGAACUUUACAUUCCUUUGUGACAUUAACAUUGUAAUUGGAUCCCCAAAAUACAAGGGUUAUACCGAUUGUGUUCAUAUGUUUGAAUGGAAAACAAGCAUUGUUUGUGGUUCAGUAGUGGGCGAGGUGAUUCCACCUUGUACUAUAAAAAGUCCGCUGCUUUCUCAUGAAUUCAAUCUUACUAAAUUAUACGAGAAUCGCGUCUACUACGUUAAAAGCAAACAGGAGAAACAAAAAGAUUAUAGUAUAAGCAUUUGUGGAGGAAAUAAGUCCUGCAAUGGUUCAGCAGUGUGUCAAGGACCAAAUCGUUAUGGAUCAUUGGAACAUGUUAUGUUUGACUAUAGGAAAGAUGUCAUUCAAUUAUAUUAUUCUAAUGGUACCAAGUGUAAUAAUAGUUCCUAUACAUCCGUGUUAUUGCUGAAGUGUAACACAACUGCAGGGAUCGGUGAGCCAACGUUGCAUUUGGAUACCGAAUGCAGCGCGCAAUUCGAAAUGCAAACCAAUGUUACCUGCAUGCGGCAAAAUAAUCACGAAACUCCUGUAAAAGAGACAACGAAUAUCAAGGACUCUGAAGAUUCCAAGGAACAUACCAGCACAUACGCUAGCAUCACGGUAUCUGUUGUCUCAGUUGUUCUAGUCGUGGGGGCAGUUUUAAUGUACGUAAGAAGUCGAAUAAAAAAGAGGAGUUUACAUGGCUGCCUACAUUAUUGUUCUUCGGGAAAAGGCAAUGGCCGAGUUCAGUAUUAUAGGGUACGUGCUGAAUCUUCAGAAACCAAGAUUUGGAAGCCUGAUUGGUAUUAUAUCGUGUAGUAUUGUUAUGGGUUCGGAUGAUCAACUAGAAAUGACUUUUACUCGUGCUUCUUCAAUCAGUACAACUAAUAUGCCACUGAGAUUUAAUUUUCUUAGAAUAGGAUUUCUACUUAUAGAUAUUUUUAAGUUUUUUUUUUUUUCUUUUUUCUCAAACUCAUCCAAGGGUUAUGCAUUCGGUGUUCCUAUGUCAGAGUUAUAAUGAUGAAUAUAUGAAAGUUACUGUUAUCAAAGCAGAAUUUAAUAUUAAGGAUUGCAGUUAGUUACUUAGAAGAUACAAAAUACAAUGUUGGUAAUGGUCAACAAAUUUAGUUUAAUUUUGUAUGCUACUAGCUUAAACUACCCUGAGCAAUAGGUGGGAGUUAACCGUUUGAAGCAUGGGUGGUACUCAGAAGUACCACCUGGCAGUCUUAUAAAGAAACAUAAUAAUUUAUUUCCGAUUCAAGUGAAAGUUGGUACCUGGUCGUCCCGCGAGCGCCACGUUACAAAAUUUUUAAAUCCAAAUUGGCGAAUCCAAAAUGACUACGUGAAUUGAGUUCAGAUUCGUAAUCAGCAACCUCAAAAACUCCUGAACACGAAUUUUCAUUAGCCUACUCUUUAUCAGUCCGUCAUUUUGAACCUUUGAAUAUUAAAUUCAAAUUCCUAAUCAGCGACUCCAGAAAUUUCGGAAUAUCAAAUUUCAAGUAAAUCUUAUGCAAAAAAAUGUAUGCGUCAAAAGCUCAAGAGAUAACAUAUACUCCAUCUUCUGGUCAGGCAGCUUAGCUAUUGCUAUAUCAAUUCUCAAGUCGAUCGGUCGAAUCGUCUUAGGGUAAUUGAGCAACGAACAAAGGCCCUUUUCCAAAUAUUACUAAUGAUAGCGAUGAAGUAAGGAUAGGGAUAGAUAUUUCUAACUCCUAGGUAUCGGUAUCAGAAGAAAUCAAUUCGAAUAGUUGUAUGAUAUUAAGACCCAGUGAACCAAUUUUGACUUAAUAAACCCUAAUCACAAAUAACGUGUGUUCAUUAAAACCUUGUCUGCAAGCGAAUACGUAUCUCGUUACCACGUUUAUAUGUUUUUAUCACAGUUUUGCUUGUUGCUUGAAUCACUUAUCAAUACUAUUCUACAAUUGCAAUU